AUGUCCACAUUCACAAACAGGCAACCUGCCAAAAUUGACGCACAAAUGCAGCUGGGACACGGCGCAGAGCUUAUCCAACGACAGAGGCAACCAUACCGGGAUGGUAGGCCGGCGACACCCAUCUUCAUGAUUCACGAUGGUGGUGGAACGACUUUUGCAUAUCACUGCAUGGAGUUGAUCAACAGGUUCAUCUAUGGCAUACGCAAUCCAUACUUUCACAGUCCAGAGGCGUUUGAGGGAUCUCUCGCAGAUCUCGGAGAGGUAUAUACCGUGUGGAUCCGAACGGCAGUAACGAAGCGAGACUUUCCUAUCCGGAAGUCGAGUGACGGGCGUGUCCAGAUCUACUUGGGCGGAUGGAGUCUUGGCGGCAUGCUCAGCUUAGAGAUCGCUAAGCGUCUCGUUGACGAUGACGACAUCAAAGUCGUUGGUAUUCUCAUGGUUGACACAAUAUAUCCCGGUGGCCUCAAACGGACUACAACAACCGAAUUUUCCAGCAAUGUGUCGGAACUUGGCCUGACAAAGAACGAGAUACUGUCAAGAAGGUGCAUGGCGCAGGCGAGGCGCAUGGUUGGCAGGUGGAAGAUCCCCGUCUGGGAUGGAGAAGAUGCGGAUACGAGGCCGAAGAGCGUGCUUCUGCGAGCCAAGGAGCGACUGCCGACGGCCGCCAGCUCACCUGGAUUUGAUGAAUUGGAUGCAUACCGCGCCGAUAAGAGGCUUGGAUGGGGGCGGUAUGACAAGAAUAUGUUUACUGAGGUAUUUCCUGUUGACGGGCACCAUUUCGACUUGUUUAGUGUUGGCAGGGUCGGAAAAACCACCAAGGCUGUGAAACGGGCAUUGGAGAGGCUGGAUACGCUGGAUGUAGAUCUCAUGUCUAAAGGAUCAAUUGAUGGCUGCGGUGGUAGUAUCAUGGCAUUUCAGAGCCUGCCGGAAUAUAGCGUUAUAGAGUGA
Metarhizium robertsii ARSEF 23 is the source of this 948-nucleotide messenger RNA. Its product is annotated as insecticidal toxin complex protein. The record is from RefSeq and is a predicted model, not a curated record. The transcript has a single exon. Bases 1 to 948 code for a protein of 315 amino acids. Lineage: Eukaryota; Fungi; Ascomycota; Sordariomycetes; Hypocreales; Clavicipitaceae.